Heterotrigona itama is the source of this 2398-nucleotide messenger RNA. The record is from the annotation of a GenBank genome assembly. Lineage: Eukaryota; Metazoa; Arthropoda; Insecta; Hymenoptera; Apidae.
AUGAAUGAGGAAAGAAGUAUUGAAGAUUCUUCAUAUUUAAGCUACGAAAUAAAUGGCACUAGAUAUAUUUUACAAACUAUAUCAGAUCCAACUAUAGAUAUAACAAAAACUGCAUCAACUAAUCAAGAACAAAAUACAAUUAAUAUUAUAGAUGAAUCACAUGUUUAUGCAUUUCAAAAUGGAGAAUUACAAGAAUUAGAUUUUAGUCAAGUAACAGAUGAAAAUGAUUCACAAGAAAAAACAGUGCUGCUGUCUAAAGAAGAUGAUAAUUGUGAACCGCAAUAUAUUACUAAUGAAGGAUUAGUAAUUGGAAAUAUUGAUCAACAUUCUCAAGAACAAUAUGAAAUUAUCACUGAUCAAAAUGAAAAGAAUUUUAUAGUAGAAAAGCAUAAUGUAAAUGCUAAUGAUUUUGUAGAAGUUGUAACAGCAUUCAAAUGUAAAAUAUGUACUUAUACUACGCAAGAUAAGACACAAUUAUUGCAGCAUUUUCAGAAAACACAUGUAAAUCCUAAAGUAGAUAUAGAGAUAAAAGAAGAGUUUAAGAAUGAUGAAGUAAAAUUGUUAUACAUGUGUGGAGAAUGUUCUAGUUGCUUUCCUUCUAUUGAAGAUUGUAAAGAACAUAUGAUAAAUGAUCAUCAAUUAACAGACACAGGAGCCAAUAAAGGUGGUAAAGAAAAUAUAACUGAUGAUUCAAAAGACUCUGGAUUAUUAGAGUGUAUAGGACAAAGUAUUGAAAAUAAUGAUGUAAAACGUCAAAUUAAGAUUCAAAAACCUUUGAAUUCUGAAUAUAUGCUCAAUAAAAAAAUGAUUGAAUUAAUGGAAAGAAACAUAAAGUGUUCAUAUCGAGGAUGCCCCUACAAAUUUUCUACAGAGGAAACAAUGCAGCAACAUGCACUUUGUCAUACAGAAUCACAAAAUGGAAUGGCAUUUAAAUGUACUGUUUGCCGUGAUACGAAAUUUACCAAAUGGAGACAGUGUAGCUUACAUUUAUGGAAAAAGCAUCAAAUUGGAUUAUUUACUUGUAAAAUAUGUAAAGCAUAUAAAAGUGCAACAAUGGUGAAACUUUUAACUCAUAUGCGUGUGCAUAGUGAGACUCGCGAGUAUGAAUGUUCAGAAUGUGGUAAAUGUUUUAAACAAGCCAGUCAGUUGCGUAAUCAUAGAGUGAUGCAUUUAGACCGUAAAACAUUGGAAGUGACGCGGUGGUAUACUUCAAAAAAAUGUGAUAUGUGUGGAAAAACUUAUGCAAAUUCCAAAUGUUUAAAAAGUCAUAUUCAAGCAGUGCAUUCAAAAUUACGACCAUAUGUUUGUAAUGUUUGUGGACAUUCUAGUGCUAGAAAAGCAAUGUUACAAAUGCAUUUACGACAACAUACUGGUGAUAAACCCUUUAGUUGUGAACUUUGCGAGUAUAAAACUGGAGAUCACAAUACAUUACGACGUCACAUUAUGCAACAUACAGGGUUUAGACCUUAUAAAUGCCCUCACUGUUCUUACACUGCAAUACAAAGUAGUAGUUAUAAAAAUCAUUUAAAAUCUAGACAUCCUUUAUUGUCUGGUUUAUUUACGUGUGACCUAUGCCCUUUUAAAACUGUUAAAAAUCAAAGUUAUAUACAACACGUAAGAGACCAUGAAAAGGGAUUGAUCAAAGCAAAUAUGCAAAAGAAAGAUAGCGAAAAUGUUGAAGUUUUUCCUGGUAACAUUGCAGCGGCACAAUUAAUUUAUAGUUGCUUAGGUGCCUUUUCAAAAGUAGGCGAUACUUUAGAAGCAAAUUUGAUGUCUUCCUCAACGUCUGCAGACGGUACAUCACAAACUAUAACGAUACAGAUACCAUCGAAACAUCUUGAAGGUUCACUGCCAACAAGAGAAAAUAGAACUAAAAAUAACUCAUCAAUUGAACAAGAAGAUGAAGAAACAAUGCAUUGUUUUUUAAAAAUUCCAAGGGAAGAAGAAGAAAGUAUAGAUACUGGUGGUAUAACUAUACCUGCUGAACCUGAGGAAUCAGGGGCAACAACUAUUAAUGUUGAUACGUGAAAUAUAGAACGUUAAGUUGCUAAUUGAAAUAUUUCUAUACUUGAAAACAAUUAGAAAUUUAUACUUUAAAACUAAAUGAAGAAAUGCUAGUCACGCGUUACUUAGAAACUAUGAAUUAACUUGUUUAACAGAACACUAGAAUUAAUAUAUUAAUUUUUAAAAUCCUAAUUGUGAUACUAUUUUUGGAAUUGUAUAUUAUAUCAGCAAAAACAAAUUUAACGAAAAACAAAUGUUCUUGUUUGAAAAAAUUUUGUACAUCAUUUUGAAGAAAGUAAUGGAUAUUUAAUUAAUUAAUUAAUGGAUUCUAUGUUCGUAUUUGUUCAAAAAUUUUAUUUUAUUCGAAAAAAAAGAUUUUAUAGUUAAAAGAAAU